AUGAUCGUCAUCCAAAAAAUGAAGACGAAGGAUUUGAGUAAAAUUUUCGAAGAUGAGCAUGGAAAGCGGAUGGCUUCCACAACUUACAAACGAUGGAGAAGAGAAGGUCCAGAUCUUCUGAAGGAAUAUGCGAAUGGAACUCGAGUAACGAAGAAGAUCUGCCGUCCAAAAUACAAGCAAAAAGAUGAAAUUAAAGAAAAAUUCCAAGAAGUCGUAAUUCAAGAGCUAAAGAAAAGUCAAGUCGAUGGCUUGGUUAGCGUUAAGGUUAGAGAAAGCGUACAAGCCGACUGUGGGUACCCGGAGAGCGGAAUCAUCGGUAAAGAAAAGAAUUUUUUCGACCUCGAACCUAGCGACAACUCAAUGAAAACCAUCUCUGAACAUUGCGAAACAGCCUUCCGGGUCUUCGACGAUAUUCUUUUGGACAUGAUCGGAGCCGAUCUUCUCUUCACAGAUGCUUACGCCGAAAAACUCGACGAAAUGGUAAACCAGAGACGAGUUAAUACAUUAAAGAAACGAACAGCGAGAUCAACUCAAUCCGCCAAACGAAACACGAGCAGGAAGAAGAGAGCCGUUGGAGUCGCCGCAGCUGCUGGAGUAACAGUAGCAGCAACAGGCAUCUCUCUCGCAUACACAGGAUAUGUGGACGCAAAAUCAAAGCAGCGCGAUCAAGAGCUUCAAUUUCAAAUAGAUGACAGCCGAAGAGCGAUUUCUGAACUCUCCGAAAGCUUCGAACUCAACACCGAAAUGAUUGGAGAACUUGCAAAACAACUGAAGAAAUCACAAUCCCCGAUUAUUGUGCGAGGAGGAAUCGAGAUAUCUACUGACCAAAUUAUGCAGAAAGACGUCCUCGACGGCAACCCGCAGAGUACAAUCGAAUAUUUUGCAGCCUACAGCUCAAAUUAUGGAAAAGAAAUGAAUAUCUUCCGUCCACUCGAAAUUGAGCCUCAAGUCUCCGCAUCCUCACAGUGCUUGACAUAUGCCAAGUUCUUCGCUAGUUCUGGGUCAAAAGCUGGCAAGUCGUCAAUUGAGGAGUACAACGCAUUCGCCGAGUGGUUCUGA
Messenger RNA from Oikopleura dioica, 1059 nucleotides. The record is from the annotation of a GenBank genome assembly. NCBI's taxonomy places the organism in Eukaryota, Metazoa, Chordata, Appendicularia, Copelata, Oikopleuridae.